AUGGCCGCAAGAACCAUUGUCAUUGACCACGGGUCUGGCUUUUUGAAGGCUGGCCUGGCUGGCUGGAAUGAGCCCCAGAUGGUCAUGCCGAGCAUUGUGAACUACAUACCGUGCAGGGAGAACCCCGGCCCCAGCUGCGCCCAGAGGCGCGUGAGCCUGGGCAUCGACGUCUACCAUCCUGACACCUUUAGCCACCCCAUACAGCGUGGCCGCAUCCUCAACUGGGAGGGCGUGGAGUACAUCUGGUCGGUUGUCUUGGAGAAUCACAGACGGGAGCAGGAGAACUCUCCCGUGAUGGUCACAGAGUCCCCCAUGAGGGAGCCUGGGGACCGACGGAAGACCCUGGAGAUUAUGUUUGAGUUACUGGAUGUCCCAUCCAUACUCCUGGCCGACCAGCUGGAGAUGUCCCUGUACUCCUCUGGCCUGCUGACCGGUGUGGUGGUGGAUUCUGGCUAUGGCCUGACCCGCGUGCAGCCUUUCCAGCUGGGCCGCCCCCUAGCCUCCAGCAGGAAGACGCUGGAGUUCGCCGGCCAGGAUCUCUCCUCCUAUCUCUUCAGCAGCCUCUUUAAGGAAGAUUGCAACCAUCACAACCUGUUUCAGCUGGAAACGGUCACCGCACUUCAGAUGGGCAAGUGCUACGUGCCGCAGCAUCUGGGGGAAGCUCUGGACUUUCUUCAGAGCAUGCCGAGUGGCUCAGAUGAAAACAACACCUACCAGCUCCCGGACGGCACCCCGGUGGAGCUGACCCCCCUGCAGCGGCUGGCUCCUGAGAUGUUCUUCAGCCCACAGGUGUUCGACCUGCCGGGGCCCAGCAUCUCACAGGCAGUCGUGGAUACCAUCAAGGCCUGCGAGGCCUCUGUGCACCAGCUGCUGACCUCCCACGUGGUGGCCUGCGGGGGCAACACCCUCUAUCCCGGCUUCACCACGCGCCUGUACAAGGAGCUGACCACGGAUCACUUCUCUUCCACCAAGACCGCAGUAUGGGUGGGUUCCAACAGGAACUUCAGUGUCUGGCUGGGAGCAUCCAUGAUGGCCCAUCUUUCCACGUACAAGUCUGAGUGGAUGACCAGAGAGGAGUAUGCCGAGAGCAUGGGGGUGUGA
Galeopterus variegatus (Sunda flying lemur) is the source of this 1101-nucleotide messenger RNA. RefSeq names its product actin-like 8 (gene ACTL8). NCBI's taxonomy places the organism in Eukaryota, Metazoa, Chordata, Mammalia, Dermoptera, Cynocephalidae. Gene Ontology annotation, biological process: skeletal muscle thin filament assembly. Bases 1 to 1101 code for a protein of 366 amino acids. The transcript has 2 exons. Gene Ontology annotation, cellular component: actin filament; striated muscle thin filament; stress fiber. The record is from RefSeq and is a predicted model, not a curated record.